Molecule: messenger RNA, 1819 nt
Organism: Paramecium primaurelia
Lineage: Eukaryota; Ciliophora; Oligohymenophorea; Peniculida; Parameciidae
Source: the annotation of a GenBank genome assembly
AUGAAAGAAAUAUAAUAAGAAAUUAUGAUUAAUUAAGAUGAAAUGGAAAAAGAAUUUAGUUUACUUGAUUUAAAUGACAUAGAAGAGACCUAGUUUGAUAAAUUUGUAUAUAAUCAAUCAUUUAUUGAAACUCAUUUUGAGAAUUUGAAAUUUUAAAAUUAUGAUAUAACUUAAAAUAGGGAAUCUUAGUAAUGGCAAAUUACAAUUACUUUAGAAUAGUAAGUUAAUUAAAAUACUUAUUUAGGUAUUCAAGCAAAUUUUUAGCAAUAUGUACAACAACAAUAAAUUUUUUAAGAAAACGAUUGGAUUGUAAAUCUUAUAUUGCUAAAUCUGAUGGACAGUUCAUUUAAGUAAAAGAGAAAGUAAGUUUAUUAAUUAUUAAUUUUUAAGUAUAUUCAAAGAUUAUUAGCAAAAUAUUUUUGUAAAAUUAAUAAUUCUUUGAGAUUUGCAUGUUUUAGUAUAGAAAAUGAGACUGGUUAAAUUUAAUUAAAACUAAAUUCCAUAUUGAUUGAAGAAUAUUGGACAGAUUUAAUGUAAUUAGAUCCAAUGCUUAUAAAUGAAUCAAAUCAUCCAUUAUUAAAAUUACUAAAUAUGCUGCAUUAAACAAGUCAUUAUGCAAUUGGAUAUCAUAUUUAUAGAUUAAUGCAUUUAAUAAAUAAAUUAUCUUAUAAAGUCUUUCCAUUUCUAGAAUAAAAAUUAUAAGAUCAAUAUCGUAAAAUCCAUCCUUAAUUCGAUAUUUAUUUAUUAAGAAUUGAAGAAAUUAUUGAAGAGUAAUCAAAUUAUUUUAUUUAUUAGUAAAUGUACAAUAGAAAUAAGUGAAGAUGAGAUAAAAUAGUUUUAAUAGCAUUUCAUAUAUCCCAAAUAAAUGAAUCCUUAAUAUAAAAUUAUAAAUAAGAUAAGAUUAUUAAAUUCUGAAUAAAUAGAUAAAUCUGAAAUUAUAUCAGAAGGAGAAUUUUCAAUUCUUAAAAAAGGCUAAUUAGAUUUUACUUUUGAAUAUACUCUAGAUUAAUAAACAACUAUGUCAAUAUCAAAUAUGAAUACAGAUAAAUCAGAAAUCUAGGUAAAAUAAAUGGAUAUGAUGAUGAAUCAAGACUAAAUUUAACUUUAAUCAACUAUAAAAAGGACAAUAGUGACCAAAUAAAAUAAGCAAAUUAAAUAGGAUAUAAAUGUAUAAUAAAAUGAGAUUUAAAAAAAGAAACAAUCAAGAAAUUUUGUAUAUGAGAAAAAAAUACUGUAUAAAAUUUAAUUGAAGAUUAUAGUUAAAUUUUGUCAUAACCUUUGAUUGAUAAAAAUUAAAAACUAGUUUAAAAUGGAUAUUGUCCAUAUAUUGCUUAAUAUUAUAUGACAAAUUAGAGAGAUGAAUAUGAUUAAUUUUUAUUUAUGGAAUUCUAUUAGAAUAUGUCAUUAGACAAUUUCACAUAGAAAUUUCAAGCUACUUAGAGUUUAAAUACUAGAUUAUUUAUACUUUUUUAGAUUGCAAAUGCUUUAAGGUAUUUGUCUUAAUAUGGAGUAAUUCACAAUAAUCUAAUACCUAAAAAUGUAUUGGUACUGUUUAUAUUUAUUAGAGAUUUCAAAAAAUUAUUUUGUAAAAUUGAAAGAUUUUGGUUAAGCCAUGUACAAAUAAGGAGAUUAGAUUUAUAUGUGUGAAAAUUAUGGAGGUACACUACCUUAUGUUGCACCUGAAGUUGUUUCUAUAGAUAACUAAAAAAAUAAUUAAAAUAAAAUUGGUCAUAAAUCAGACAUUUUUUCUUUUGGAAUGUUGAUGUAUGAAUAUUUAUUUGAAUAAUAUCCGAUUGUAAUUAUUUAUGACGUAACUUGA